AUGUUGUCCCCGCUACUGAGGAGGGCGGGUGUCGUGGUGGCUCUGUUGUGCGUUUACGCCCUGGGAGCGAACGCACUGUACGGUCUCUUAUUCCGAAACGGUUACUACGAUGCCCUCAUCCGACUUCGCGACGAGGGCCCGCACCACCUGCCGGGCACCACCAAUCCCAUCCUCACUCGCUACACCGGGAUCGGCUUUUUAGAUAAACUGCUCACAUUGGCGACGGUCAUGUUUGCAAACGUGACCGACGGAAGCUCGCCUCAGCUUUCCCUCUACUCCUUCCAUUUCGCCGGGCAAUAUCUCGCGAUACUCAUCGUUACCACCAUCGAGGGGUUGCGACGCGGUAACCAAUCCAACACGAUCAGAUUUUUCUCCGUCUGGGCAUGUUUGAUGCAAGCAACGAGCUAUGGUUGCACGAUGCCCCUUUACGGGAUUUUCCAUUUUCUCACUUCGCCCACCGCGGAAGAAAUCAGCCCGAGGCUCGUCGAAGUAGUCUCAACUGCUAACCCGUUGGAAUUAUCGACCCUGUCGGAAGCUUUCACGCUUGGUUAUGUCGUGCCGGCUGUUCUGAUGUGUGUUCCGCUCUUCUCGAACCGCCUCCACCAGUGGUUCGGCGGACUAUGGCAGGGAUCGCCAAUCUUCGCCAUGCUCCUGCAGAAGCUGUUCGCAGUACGGCAAGCAGCGCUCCAGCGCUCCCCCCACGCUCGCCCGCAUACCCCGAACGUAUACCAGCCGAGCUCGUCGAAGCAGCAGCAAUCUCUCGCUGGCGGUUCGCUGUCUUCCGUCUUGUCAACUAGAUCGCAUGAGAAGAGGUCGCUCGCGAAGUCUUACCUUUUUGCGUUCGUAUGGUGUAUUCUGUCUCAGGUGAUCCCACUCGCGCUAAUUGCGGCGGUUUACCUGCGUCCUUCGAUGUUCCCAGCUCGUCUGAGCGAAGCCUGGACUAUCACCAAUGUCUUUGUGCCCCACCCUUUCUGGUCUACCGAGAAGAUGGAAUCGAUGGCAACCGGGAUGCACGACUUCUUUCUAUACGAUCAGUACAUCGGCUCUACUGGCGCCAUCAUCUGGGCUUACGCGUUGUAUGUGAACGCGAGAGAGAGGCCUAUGAAGGCCAGGAGCUGGGCCAAGUCGGCCUUCGUGAUCGUCACACUAAGCCUGGCCACCGGGCCUGCCGGUGCGGUCGUGUGGCUGAUGUGGGAACGAGACCAGUCCUUGCUGUCGAGGACAGCCGUGUCGCAUUAG
Messenger RNA from Durotheca rogersii, 1239 nucleotides. RefSeq lists its product as uncharacterized. The transcript is spliced from 2 exons. The coding region runs from base 1 to 1239 and encodes 412 amino acids. NCBI's taxonomy places the organism in Eukaryota, Fungi, Ascomycota, Sordariomycetes, Xylariales, Xylariaceae. The record is from RefSeq and is a predicted model, not a curated record.